UAGGCUGAGGCUCCACCCUUUUUGCUUCACUCCCGGCUGGACACGUGACGGUUCCGUUGCUGCAGCGGCGGGUGGUGUACCGAAGUGAAGAGGCGAUCGUGUCCCGGCGAUCAUGGAUAUGAAAUGGCUUAUCUGUUUGACCUUCCUGAUCUUUGGAGUAGUAAUAGUUCACACUCAUGGUGACCAUGAUCACCACCAUGACCACGAUCACCACCACCACGACCAUGAUGAUGAUGAUGGGUUGGAUAUAGAUGACCUUGAUGUCGAGGAACCAGAGGAGUUAAAGCCAGAAGUCAGCACCCCGCCUCCUGCUCCAAAGGUUACCUAUAAAGCCCCCGUCCCAACUGGAGAGGUCUACCUUGCAGAGUCCUUUGAUAAAGGCACUUUGGAAGGUUGGGUCGUUUCCAGGGCCAAGAAAGAGGAUACUGAUGACGAGAUCGCCAAGUAUGAUGGUAAAUGGGAAGUGACUGAAAUGAAAGACUCUAAGCUGCCCGGGGAUAAAGGACUCGUGCUGAUGUCACGCGCCAAACAUCAUGCAGUUGCCAGUAAACUGAAGAAGCCGUUCGUCUUCGAUAAGAAACCUAUGAUUUUGCAGUAUGAAGUCAAUUUUCAGAAUGGAAUAGAGUGUGGAGGAGCUUAUGUGAAACUCCUGUCUAAGAUCUCUGGUCAUAACCUGGAUCAGCUCUAUGACAAGACUCCCUACACAAUUAUGUUUGGACCUGACAAGUGCGGAGAAGAUUACAAGUUGCACUUCAUCUUCCGUCACAAGAACCCCAAAACGGGAGAGUACGAGGAGAAACACGCAAAGAAACCCGAUGCAGAUCUCAAAUCUUACUUCUCAGACAAGAAAACUCAUCUCUACACGCUAGUUCUGAAUCCCGAUAAUAGCUUUGAAAUACUGGUUGACCAAACUGUUGUAAACAGUGGCAACCUUCUUACUGACAUGAACCCCCCGGUGAACCCUCCCAAUGAAAUUGAGGACCCAGAAGACGAGAAACCCGAAGACUGGGACGAGAGACCCAAAAUUGCAGAUCCCGAUGCUGUCAAACCAGAUGACUGGGAUGAGGAUGCACCCGCAAAGAUCCCUGAUGAAAACGCCGUGAAACCAGAAGGAUGGCUGGAUGAUGAACCCGAGUACAUUGCUGACCCAGAUGCAGAGAAGCCAGAGGACUGGGAUGAAGAUAUGGAUGGUGAAUGGGAAGCCCCUCAGGUGGCGAACCCCAAGUGUGAGUCUGCCCCUGGCUGUGGAGUCUGGGAACGCCCAACUAUUGAUAAUCCUAACUACAAAGGCAAAUGGAAGGCCCCAAUGAUUGACAAUCCUAACUACCAGGGCAUCUGGAAACCACGAAAGAUUCCAAACCCAGAUUUCUUUGAAGACCUGGAACCAUUCAAGAUGACUCCAUUCUACGCCUUGGGGCUUGAGCUGUGGUCAAUGACAUCAGAUAUCUUCUUUGACAACUUCAUUGUGUGCUCUGAUAGAGCUGUCGCUGAUGACUGGGCUAAUGAUGGAUGGGGCUUGAAGAAGGCAGCGGAUGGAGCUUCUGAGCCUGGUGUUGUGGGACAGAUGAUGGCUGCUGCUGAGGAGAGACCCUGGCUUUGGAUUGUCUACAUUCUGACUGUGGCUCUACCAGUCUUUCUCAUCAUCCUGUUCUGCUGCUCAGGAAAGAAACAGACAGCAGAUGCAUCCUAUAAAAAGACCGACGCUCCCCAGCCUGAUGUGAAAGAAGAAGAAAAGGAAAGCAAGCGUGUAGAGGAAGAGGAGGAUGAGAAUGCAGAAGAGGAAGAAGGUGAUAAGGAGGGAGUGGAAGAGAAUCAGGAAGAAGGUGAAGGAGAUGCUGGACGUGGCAGCCAAGAAGAAGAAGAAGAAGAAGAGGAGGAGGAGCAAGAGACAGAACCCAAGGAGGAGGAAGUUCCAAACAGAUCUCCCAGAGUCCGGAAAUCGAGAAGAGAUUAAAACUAUACGAAGAUAUCCAGUAAAUGAACUGAAAUAUUUGGCAAAGUUAAUAUAAAUAAAAAAAAAAAAAAGCUUACCGUUUGUACAGAGUUGCAAAGAAGACCACCACCUGGGAGCACAACGCACUGAAAGCCACAAGGUCUCGUUAUCCCCCCCCCAAGUUUGAAGCGGAAAAUUUGCAAUUUUAAAGCGACGUGUCUAGAUGUUGCGAUUGCAAGUGUGGCAAAAAGUAAAAUCCCAUCAUUCCUGUAACAUGAAUGCAUUUAACAUUAACCGACUUUUGUGGGAAAUGCAGUGUAAAAAAAAUAACUAACCUCAUUGUUUUGGGUUUAAAGUUCGUUUCAAAAGAAGAAGAAAAAAACACAGUAUAGUAUUGCCAAAAUGUUCAAUCUUCAGUGUAAUGAAAUGUAUUAAUUCUAGAAAAUAAAAUUAUGGAAAACCUUAGGAAAAUAUUGUUAGGUUUAAGAUGCAGGAUGUCUUGUGUGUUUUUAUUUUGUUUUUCAUUUGUUGUUUUUUUGGACCCCAUUCCUUAACUCCUUGAGCCACCCUUGCCUCCUCGUUGUUUUAAAGAGUACUUCUAAAUGUGUAAAAGUACAUGCUUCUUUGGCACCAAAAAGCAUGUUUGUUAUUCUGACACUGCGCAUGUUUGCCCUGGGUUGCCGCUAAGCUGCCAGCUGUAACACAGGAGGGCCUUACUGACCAAAACAUUGGAACUCCGGUUAAAAUAGGUUCAGCAGGGAUCUCCCUCUUUAUGUGCGUGUGCAUAUGUAAAUAUAAAUAUAUACAUAUACCUUU
This is a messenger RNA of Spea bombifrons (plains spadefoot toad), 2749 nucleotides long. It is a transcript of the gene CANX, whose product is annotated as calnexin. Gene Ontology annotation, molecular function: calcium ion binding. NCBI's taxonomy places the organism in Eukaryota, Metazoa, Chordata, Amphibia, Anura, Pelobatidae. Gene Ontology annotation, biological process: protein folding. The coding region runs from base 113 to 1954 and encodes 613 amino acids. Gene Ontology annotation, cellular component: endoplasmic reticulum membrane; endoplasmic reticulum. The record is from RefSeq and is a predicted model, not a curated record. The transcript is spliced from 15 exons.